Messenger RNA from Neocloeon triangulifer, 1143 nucleotides. RefSeq names its product brachyurin-like. NCBI's taxonomy places the organism in Eukaryota, Metazoa, Arthropoda, Insecta, Ephemeroptera, Baetidae. Gene Ontology annotation, biological process: proteolysis. The record is from RefSeq and is a predicted model, not a curated record. The coding region runs from base 62 to 1033 and encodes 323 amino acids. The transcript has 7 exons. Gene Ontology annotation, molecular function: serine-type endopeptidase activity.
GGCGGAAUAAAAAAAAAUCACUUUGUGUGUGUCUUUCGAACUGACUAUAUAAGUGACAACAAUGGUCUUCAAUAAAAUAUUUCUAGGAGGACUUCUUCUUACUCUUCUUUGCAUUGUCGAAGGAAGAGCAAAAGAAGACAAAUUUUUGAAACAAACGCUAUCGAAGGUACGUGGCGGCUUGCCAGAAAAAGAAAUUGAACUUUUUAAAAAGGACCCGAAAAACAAGCCAACAUUGGACUUCACGCCAACAGGCAAGAAAGCGCAACCUGUCUCUGCAGAGUCAGCCGGCCGUUCCAAGUUCAAUUCAAAGCCGCCGUCAAGCUUCAUCAUCGGCGGGGUCAGGGCAUCCCUGAAGCAGUUCCCUUGGAACGUCUACCUGCGGAUCGACAAUACCUGGCUCUGCGGCGGCUCCCUCAUUGCUGACAACGCCGUCCUCACCGCUGCUCACUGUGUAGACGAUUACUCGACAUUUGAGGUGUCCGCCGGUGGCAUUGACCGCAGCUUGCCAGAGACAAACGAACAGUUCCGCAACACCACCGACGUUGUUGUCCAUCCUGAGUACAACAAAACCAAUUUAAUUAACAACAUAGCCAUCCUGUUGCUUGAAACUCCAUUUGUUCUAAAUGCCUAUGUAAACGUUGCCCGUUUGCCCCGACAGGUAGAUGCGAGCAGUACCUUUUCAGGCAUUUCAACCCUGAUCUCAGGGUAUGGUACCACAACCAACUAUGGAGAGACCAGCCGUUUCCUAAACUUCGUCCGCCUCACCACGAUCACCAACUCCAAAUGCGCGAGUUACUAUGGGUCACCUCCGAUCGUGUCCUCAACCAUCUGCACCGCCCCUGGAGCUAAAGCCACCUGCCGAGGUGACGGAGGCAAUGCGUUGGUGUACAAGGAGGCUGAUGGGCUGUACACGGUGAUCGGCGUGUCCUCCUUCACCUCGAACCCCUGCACCAGUUUGCCUUCUGGCUACACCAGGGUUGCUAGUUUCCUUGGCUUUAUCUCAGAUAACACCGACAUAGCUAUUCGUGCCUGAGUGAUUUUUGCAGUUUUGCUCAUAAAAGGGAAAAAUUAUUAUGAUCGCCCUUGAAAAAAUUAAAUAUGAAAGCAAUUUGCAUUUAAAAAAAAGAUUGAGUGUCACAUCGA